GUUUUUCUUCCUUUUUAUAAAUUGCAAAUAAGUUUGUAUUUAUUUUAAAUUCUCUAUUGUCGAUUUUCUUCGGAGUCGGACACGGAUUUCCUCGGCCUAACCUGCCAACGCGUCGAGCGUGGAGUCCGGGACCUGGUGGCCUUUUUUCAUUUUCCACGAUGGGGAAAUCCUCGUCCCUUUUCUGCAUUUUAUUUGAAAAUACAAAUACAAAACCUCCAUAAACUAUCAAAGAGAUUAUUGAAACAAUGCGAAGAAGCGACCUACGCAAAGGCAAAAAUGCUCAAGGAUUUCCUCAGUGGGGAACUGAAUCGAGCCAUAGAUGCAGCUGAAAUUGAGUGUCGGGGUGGGUGACACAAUCACCAUUGAUGUGCAGCCGACUGAUACCUUCCAAGACCUUUCUGAACGACUUUUCAGCCUCGGGAACGUCAAGGUCGAUUUGAACCAACUGAGGUCUUCGAACAACGACAAGCCGUUUGAUAUGUCCACAAAUGUCAUCGAGUACUUCACAAGCAAGAGUCAGAAGGGCUCGGACAGCAAGGACGAGUUUAGGUUCAAGUCCCGUCUAUGCCGCCUCUGCAUGGAGCCAAUACCGCAGAACCCUUAUUUUCUAUUCGACUCCAAGGAGGACGAAGUGAUGCUAGCUGAAAAAGUCAAUGAGGCACUUCCCAUUCAUGUCACUGUAAAAGACGCUCUUCCAAAACAGAUAUGCUCUAACUGUGUUGUGUAUUUGAAUAAAAGUUAUGAUUUUAUGAAAAAAGUUUUAGAAGCACAAAAGGCUUUAGAAAAACUGUAUAAUGUUAAUGAACUUUUUAGGGAGACAAAAACGAACAGUUGCUGUCCACUUUGUUCGUACGGCAACAUGAAGAACCUUCACAAAAAGACAAACAACGGGCCUAAUCUCCCGAGGAAAGAAAACGUAGUUAAGAAAGAAGUUGUUAUCUCUGUACCAAGGAAUAUUGUCAGAAAAGACGGCCUCGGCCACAAUGCCAAAAUGUUUGAUAAUCUGGCCAACAUCGAACAUCAAGAAUACUUUUUUGAUGAUGAAGUCGUUACUGGAUAUUGGGACCCAGGCUCUCAGUCUUCUAUAGACGUUUACGGAAGUAAAAAAUACAGAAAGCGUAUCAAGUUGGAAGAUGAUGCUGAUUGGACCAUCGACGAGGAAUACGUUCCUGUGAAUAGAAGGGGAAGACCGAAAGGGACGAAAAACAAGCCCAAGGUCGUUCAACCGAUCGUGGAAAAGAGUUGUGCACUUUGCGGGUGGCUCGGCGCCGACACGGACAUAUUCGCACACGCUAUCAACCAACAUUGUCAACCUGACAUGGGCUACUUCCCAUGUCCCCUUUGUAAGACAAACCAGGUCAAUGAGAUGGUACUCGAAACUCAUAUCGACCGACACAACGUGGCCACGCACAAAAGCCUCGCCAAAGAUAAAUAAGGACAACCAAUUAUUAUGUAUAUUGGAUUUGAGACAGUAAUUAUUACACAAAGUUUGUAAAAAGAGAGAAAAAAAAAAGGAAUAGUUAUACAACAAAUUGUAAAA
This is a messenger RNA of Cimex lectularius (bed bug), 1540 nucleotides long. RefSeq lists its product as uncharacterized. Gene Ontology annotation, cellular component: nucleus. The transcript has 7 exons. The record is from RefSeq and is a predicted model, not a curated record. Gene Ontology annotation, molecular function: zinc ion binding. Bases 320 to 1435 code for a protein of 371 amino acids. Lineage: Eukaryota; Metazoa; Arthropoda; Insecta; Hemiptera; Cimicidae.